AUGUCGAGCUCCUCACCAUCUGAAGUCAAGCUCAUUGAGCUGACUCCCGAAGAGCUUCGAACCAAGAAGAUAGGCUCGCACAACCUCCAAGCCGCCGUCGAGGCGCUACACCGGGAUGGUAUCGUAGUGCUCAAGAACGCCGUCAACGUCGACCACCUGGACAAACUGAAUGCGCGAAUGGUACCAGAAGCCAAAGACUUGUACUCGAGGCCCAGCACGCAUCGCAACUUCGGCCAGAACACAGGCAACAUUCAGCAGGAACCUGUCCUCAAGGACGGUUAUAUCUUCCAAGACGUCAUCGCCAACCCAUGGGCUACCGACGUGAUCCAGUGUAUGCUCGGCCCUCGCCCGACACUACGUUUCUACAGCGCAAAUACAGCAUUCAAAGCUACAGGUCGCCAGCCGCCACACAUCGACGUGGACUUUGAUUUCCCUAAAGUGCCGUUUGGGUACUGCGUCAAUAUCAAUCUCGUGGACGUCACCCCGGAGAACGGCUCGACGGAGGUCUGGCUGGGAUCCCAAUUCGACACGGAUGUCAAUGUGCUCGACCCAGAAGCGUACCAGAUCCGGCCGAGUCUGCAGAGACAGCGGAGGAAGUCGUGCCCUCCUGUCCAGCCGAGCCUGCCAAAGGGGUCACUUAUCAUCCGGGACUUUCGCCUCUGGCACGCUGGUAUGCCGAACCGGACUGAUGAACCUAGGGUGAUGCUAGUCACGGUUCAAUUCGCUUGUUGGUAUAGAAGUGAAUUGAAGAUGAAGUUACCGAAAGCUGUGCAGGACAAGAUCGAGUGGGGUGACCUCGUUCCCUGCGUUGAGUGGAUGGACGAGGGAUAUGAUUAUCUCCAGGGGGCUCAUGAUCACGACUUCUCGCUUCUUCCAUAG
Messenger RNA from Diaporthe amygdali, 879 nucleotides. RefSeq lists its product as uncharacterized. The transcript has a single exon. The coding region runs from base 1 to 879 and encodes 292 amino acids. Lineage: Eukaryota; Fungi; Ascomycota; Sordariomycetes; Diaporthales; Diaporthaceae. The record is from RefSeq and is a predicted model, not a curated record.